AUGAUUGAAUAUCUCGCUCUGGCUGCCUUUUUGGCAGUUGUCUCUGUCCUAGCAUGGUCUCCCUCUAGACGCAGAACCGUGGUCCGAAGACUGUCCCACAACCUAGAGAAGGGCACCAAUCCUCUCUCUGCUCACUUGUCCGAAAAGACCUCGACUCUCGGAGUUGAGGAGCCCUGCCCGUUGCCUACUCCUCUGGACAUCACUCCUGAACAGGUUGCUACCUAUGAUGAUAGACCUUGGAGACCCUUCCGUUGGCCUUAUCACCAAACCAUGUCGAUUUUCAAGCUGGACAUCAACCACUGGAUCGACAUGGAUAAAUGGUAUGUGCGCUAUCUGCAGGAAAAGCAGCGGCUCAACGAAAAGAACGGUACUGCAGCUUGUGACUGGCUUCCAGAGUCAGAACUGGCGUGCCAGGAGCUGCUGGACACAGUCGUCGAACAUCUCGUACAUCGAUACCCAAAGCUGUUCACUAUGACUGGCAUAUCGACAGUUGUCAAUCAUGUCACCAAAGAAACCAUCGAUCUCAAAGCCGAUCAUCCUCUCCACUUGCUUUCCAAGCUCACCAAAGAAGACUACUACGUUGUCCAGAAACGGGAUGACGGACGUCAUUAUCUGGUGGCUGCUGAAGUGCCCUUCCCCGGAGGCUCCUUUUCCAUCCAGACAAAGAUCGGCAAGCAUCUCAAUGUCAUUCAUGAGCCUGUUCCCUACUACAAGGAGAAACUCAUGCCCUCUAUGGAACGGUACUUUGGACGAAUGAAGGUCAACGAACCAGUUGAGAGAGCCUCCUGGUAUGUCUCCUGGGACUACAACCUCGAUGUUUCUCAUGUUUAUAACGAUAAGCACACCGAAGAAACCGUCAGACAGGUGCCCUAUGAGAACUUUGUGGUCCGAGUGGAACGUCAAACUCUACGAAGACUACCAAAGUCCAGAGCCAUCAUUUUCACGAACCACCCAGUCUACUACAAGAUCUGUGACAUGAAGGAUGAGCCCUUUGUGCCCUCCAUCAUCAAAAAGGUCAUGUUCGAGGCCCCCGAGGAUAUCAUCAAGUACAAGAACUAUCCAAUGAUCCGAGACUAUCUGGUGGUUUACUUGGAUCAACUGAUUGAACGACAAAUUGAGAUGGGCAUCAUUAAACGAGAUGAUCCUAUUAGAACCUCUGCAAACUAUCCCUUCGCUCAUUUCAUCACCAAGCCAUUUGUCAACUCUUCUGAACGAGUUGAUGUUACCAACAAGCCAGAGGCGUAG
Yarrowia lipolytica CLIB122 is the source of this 1245-nucleotide messenger RNA. NCBI's taxonomy places the organism in Eukaryota, Fungi, Ascomycota, Dipodascomycetes, Dipodascales. The record is from RefSeq and is a predicted model, not a curated record.